AUGGCAGAACUAUCCUCGAAUUGGAAGAAGCUGCAAGCUAAAUUGAAAACUGAGUCUGCCGCCAAGCCCUCUCUGAAGCGAAAGCCGACAGAAUCAACACAAUCAGCCCCCAAAAGAGCAAAGAAAGCCCAAGCAACAGCUCAGAAAUCAUCCAAAAAACUAGUACCCAAAACCAAAAACAAAGCAAACCGUAAUCAUCAGCCCAUGGGUGCAGUUCAAAGCACCAGGAUUGAGCAAGAGCCAAAACUUGGCGUAUCUCCCUCCCUGGCACUAUGGGCUGCGGACAACGACAUAUCCGCUGAGGCGUUGGCUGAGGCGUAUGACCUCGGGGUCAAAGGCCAUUCCAUGAUGGCCCCCGGUACAAAGGAUAGGGUUAAUCACGGUCUUACGGAAGGGGUCGACAUAGGCAAAUACGUUGCCCUUGAUUGCGAAAUGGUAGGAGUCGGCCCUGGAGGCUAUGAGUCUGCCUUGGCACGUGUUAGUAUCGUCGACUUCCAUGGCAAGCAAGUAUAUGAUUCAUACGUCAAGCCAAAGGAGAGGGUUACGAACUGGAGGACCGAGGUAAGCGGCAUCAGCACGAAGGAGAUGAGAUUCGCACGGGACUUCGAGGAAGUUCAGAAAGAUGUCGACGCUAUUCUUCAAAACCGCAUACUGGUUGGUCAUGAUAUCAAGCACGACCUUGAGGCUCUUAAACUACCUCAUCCACCACGAGACAUUAGGGAUACUGCCAAAUACCCGCCUUUCAGAAAAUACGGCAAUGGGAGAAAACCUUCCCUACGAAACUUGGCCCAGGAAAUCUUAAGCAUAGAGAUUCAAAGCGGUGCACAUUCAAGUGUUGAAGAUGCUCGAGUCGCCAUGCUUCUGUUCCGUAAACACAAACCUGGGUUUGAUGUCGAUCAUGCAAACCGGUAUCCGACAGUUCAGAAAGGGAAAGGAGGCACCGGAGCAAAAGGGAAAAGGCCAAAAUCCAAGCGGAAAGCAUGA
Clonostachys rhizophaga is the source of this 984-nucleotide messenger RNA. The record is from the annotation of a GenBank genome assembly. Lineage: Eukaryota; Fungi; Ascomycota; Sordariomycetes; Hypocreales; Bionectriaceae.